GCUCAAUUGGUUAUUUCUGUCUUAAAAUUCAAAAACACACUGCGCACACAUGUACUUUUGCAGAAGAACAAUUGUGGAGGAAAAAAAAGAGUUUACUGAUGUUAAUGCCAGUUCAAAUAUAGACCUAUAAACUUUAUGGGACACCAUCAUGGAAAACAAUCUCAUAUCUAAGUAGUGAUUUUACGACCCUUCAGUAAAAAGACAAUUGAAGAUAAAUAGCAUGCACACGUAGUUUGCUUUGAAUAGAGACCAUUGUCAAGAAAGCCUACAGCAGAUGCCUGCCACAUUGACAUGAAGAGGACUUAAUGGAACAAGAAACCAAAAUAAAUGUUUGGAGCUGUCUUAAAAGCCUCAUCAGUCCAUGGGUCCUUCAUCACUGAAAGCCAUGGAGGACCUCAACUCUGUGACUGUGGGCCCACUAAAACGUAGAGAGCGUCAGAGGAAACGGAUUCCUGAGAUUAUCAAGACCAAGUUGCAGAGAAACCUCUCUUGUUCAGGAACUAAAGUGAAGAAGACUCUAACAGGCUUCUUCCCUGUAGUGAAAUGGCUUCCGAAGUACAACGUGAAGGAAUAUUUAUGGGGAGAUCUGAUGUCUGGCCUCAUAAUUGGCAUCAUACUGAUCCCUCAAGCAAUUGCGUACUGCCUGCUGGCUGGCUUGGAACCCAUCUAUGGCUUGUACACAUCAUUUUUCGCAAACAUCAUUUACUUUCUCAUGGGAACGUCAAAACAUGUUUCAGUGGGCAUCUUUAGCCUCAUGAGUCUGAUGGUUGGACAAGUUGUAGACCGAGAGGUCUACCUUGCAGGCUUCGAUCUGAAUGAAGACAGUACGAAAAGCGCAUUUGGGUUAAAUAGCACUGGGGAAGCUAACACUACUCUGGUCAACUUGAAGAUCAUGGCACUGAAUAUGGAAUGUGGAAAGGAAUGCUACGCCAUUAGCAUUGCCACAGCUUUAACAUUUCUUGCUGGAGUCUACCAGGUGCUGAUGGCUGUUCUCAGGCUGGGGUUUGUCUCCAUUUAUCUGUCUGCUCCUAUGCUUGAUGGCUUUGCCACUGGGGCAUCUUGCACUAUCCUCACUGUCCAGGCAAAGUACCUGCUCGGCCUUAAGAUCCCUCGACACCAAGGCUACGGCACAGUGGUGGUCACAUGGAUCAACAUCUUCAAGAACAUCCACAAAACCAACUUCUGUGACUUAAUAACAAGUGCCAUUUGCAUCACAGUGCUGGUUGCAGGAAAAGAGAUCCAGGAUCGCUAUAAGGACCGUUUGAAGAUACCGCUGCCCACAGAACUGGUGGUAGUGGCAGUUGCCACAAUAGUUUCCCACUUUGCUGAUCUAAACGGACAGUUUAGCUCCAGUAUCUCAGGUGCCAUUCCAACCGGUUUCGUUCCGCCAAAGGUGCCCAGCUUUGAAUUGAUGCCCCGUGUAGCAUAUGAUGCCAUUCCAUUAGCUGUUAUAAGUUUUGCGUUUACCGUUUCGCUGUCCGAGAUGUUUGCUAAAAAGAAUGGUUACACGGUUAAGCCCAACCAAGAAAUGAUCGCAAUUGGGUUCUGCAAUAUAAUUCCAUCAUUCUUCCAUUCUUUCACGACAAGUGCGGCCCUUGCGAAAACUAUGGUGAAGGACUCAACAGGUUGCAAGACUCAGGUCUCCAGCAUAGUGAGUGCCUUAGUGGUUCUUCUGGUCCUUCUCUUCUUUGCACCAUUUUUCUACGCCCUACAGAAAUGUGUCCUCGCCUGCAUCAUCAUCGUCAGUCUGCGGGGCGCCCUGCGCAAAUUUCUAGACGUGCCUAAGCAAUGGCGUGAAAGCAAGAUUGAGGCAAUUGUCUGGUUCAUGACCAUGAGCUCAACUGCUUUAAUUAGCGUAGAGCUUGGAUUGGCGAUCGGGGUGGUCUUCUCUUUGAUCUGCGUGGUGGCCCAGACUCAGAAUCCUAAGGUUUCGUUACUGGGACAAAUUGAACAAACCAACGACUUUGAAGACAUGGAAGAGUAUGAUAAUCUUUCACCUGUUCCAAAAGUAAAAAUCUUUCGUUUUCAGUCGCCUCUGUUUUACGCCAACAAAGACUUCUUUUUAAAAUCUUUAUAUAAAGCAACUGAUCUUGAGCCAUUCCUUGAAAUAACCCGCAGAAGAAAACUGGAGAAAAAAGCUAGAGAAAAGGCAGCGAAGAAGGCAGUAGAUGAAACAAAUGGAGAUGUAAGUGUAAACUUGAUUUCAAAAAACAUAGAUUUUCAUACCAUCAUCUUAGAUUGCUCCUGCAUCUCCAUAAUAGACACAGCAGGAGUGAGCACCUUCAAAAUGGUUUUAAAAGACUAUAAAGAAGUUGGCGUGAAUGUAAUUCUGGCUUGCUGCAACACACCAGUAAUAGAUGCUUUAAGGAGAGGCUCUUUCUUUGGGGCUGCUGACAAAAACAUGGAACAACUGUCAUUUCAUACCAUACACAGUGCUGUUUGUUUUGCUACUCGUACGACUCAACUGGUUAAUGACUCAUCUGUGUGAUGUGUCCACAAAUGGGCCUCAAGAGCUGAAAAACAUAUUCUCUGUUAAAACAUGAAAUAUGAUAUUCAGCUCUUAGAAAAUAAUGAAUGCUGAAUAUGUUUAUGAAAUCAACAUGAUGGCAUAAAAAAAUCGACUCCUGUUUGAAAACUGACUGUGAAUAUUUUGAAUAUUCUGCUACUGUACAAACUCAGGGGUUAUUAUUACACACACUGGAAUUAUGCCUCAUAUUAAGUUUUUUUUAUUUACUAAAAAGAAACUCUAACAAAUAAUAUCAAUGUUUUGUGAUAUUACUGACACAUUAAUUUAAUAUUUAAUGCCCUUUUAAAUGUGAAAUAUACAAUAAGACAGAUAAUUUUGUGUGUGAAUGUGAUUGGUGCAAAACUUGCCAUUAAUAAAAGUCAAAUAAAACAGGACAAUGAUAAGACAAUUCAGAUCUGUGAUUUUGAGCUGCCUGUUAUACUGCCUUUAAAAUGUGAAAAUGUUUUUAUAGUGUUCUUGAGGAAAUAAAAGUAAAGUACGAAUUUUGCCUGGAGAUGUGAUUAUAUUUUAAACCAGUGUCAAUAACUACUAUUUGUAUUACUCUUAGAUUCCAUUUGGAUACAUUUGUUGCCUCAAGGUUCAUGCAUAUUUUAUAGCCUAUUCAUGAUACUGUAUAACACACCAUAUUCAUGUUUUACACACUUGGUUGUGAUGAUUACAUUGCAAAAACAUCUUAAUUUGAGUUCUUUUCUAAUAAAUUUUGAUUGAUACACUA
This is a messenger RNA of Labeo rohita (rohu), 3242 nucleotides long. RefSeq names its product solute carrier family 26 member 1 (gene slc26a1). Gene Ontology annotation, molecular function: bicarbonate transmembrane transporter activity; chloride transmembrane transporter activity; secondary active sulfate transmembrane transporter activity. NCBI's taxonomy places the organism in Eukaryota, Metazoa, Chordata, Actinopteri, Cypriniformes, Cyprinidae. Bases 362 to 2488 code for a protein of 708 amino acids. The record is from RefSeq and is a predicted model, not a curated record. Gene Ontology annotation, cellular component: membrane. The transcript has 3 exons. Gene Ontology annotation, biological process: transmembrane transport.